Molecule: messenger RNA, 336 nt
Organism: Phaedon cochleariae (mustard beetle)
Lineage: Eukaryota; Metazoa; Arthropoda; Insecta; Coleoptera; Chrysomelidae
Source: the annotation of a GenBank genome assembly
AUGAGGAAUUUCAAUGGGGAUCUGAUGCUGAUGGAUCAUACCAUGGCUGCCAUUGAAGAUAUAUUAGGACAACAUGGAAACUACCAUAUUCGUGACAGGUUCAAGAGAUUUGACAACCGGUUCAUCAGGCCAUACCUAAUAAAGAACCAUCAGGGUGAAGAAAAGAUUCUAGAAACGUAUUCGAAGCUGGCAAUGAGAGAUGCUAUGGAGUACAUGCGCAGGAAUGCGUCCACGAUUGGAAACAUUUCUGGGACAGAGAGCAUGUCAGCAAUAUUCAAGAAUUUCACGGCAAGCAACCUCAAUGGCAGGUGCGCCCAAAGACUCUCCAACUGGUAA